Molecule: messenger RNA, 541 nt
Organism: Callorhinus ursinus (northern fur seal)
Lineage: Eukaryota; Metazoa; Chordata; Mammalia; Carnivora; Otariidae
Source: RefSeq, a predicted model, not a curated record
CAUAUCACCAGAUACUCAAGAUACUGAGGAGACCUUCCACCUAUGGGAGAAUGACCCUCGGAAGAGAAAUUUGGAAUCAUCAUCAGAGCCAUUGGAGGGGACAUCUGAGAGUCAAAUAGGUGAUAUUUCACAGGAUCCUGUCAUGCCUCCAGUCCAGAGGAGAAAGUUAGAUCCACUUCCAAAAAAGCAUAGAAAUCUUAGGAAGGCCAUAAGGACAAGGAGAAUGAGGAAGAACAAGAGGAAGGAGAAAGUGGAGACCCACUGCCCCCCGAUACUUCCAGCACCUUUGGUAUCACCACAAAGUGAAGAUGAGGUGGUAGAUGCAAAGCCGACCAUCCUCAGUGCUCAGGAAGACCAUCCUGACCUUCCCAGUGAGGCCCAAUUACAGAGUCAGCAGGAGGAGUGUCCUGAUGCAUCAGGAGUGUCCGAUCCAGCCCUGUGAGCGCCCAGUGUCCCCGGAGCCUGGGUCCUCUUCUCCUGCAGUGACAUCCUUGGCAUCACCACCACUCUGCUUUGGUUGCUUCUUAAGCUGUGUCUGGCA